Penicillium nucicola is the source of this 4968-nucleotide messenger RNA. Its product is annotated as nuclear pore complex Nup192/Nup205 family protein. Gene Ontology annotation, biological process: nuclear pore organization. NCBI's taxonomy places the organism in Eukaryota, Fungi, Ascomycota, Eurotiomycetes, Eurotiales, Aspergillaceae. The record is from RefSeq and is a predicted model, not a curated record. Bases 1 to 4968 code for a protein of 1655 amino acids. The transcript has 5 exons. Gene Ontology annotation, molecular function: structural constituent of nuclear pore. Gene Ontology annotation, cellular component: nuclear pore; nuclear pore inner ring.
AUGAUGGAGUCCAAAGACACCGAGGACAUCGGUGGCCUUGGUGGCCUGUACACCGAUCUAUGUGCCAUCAAGCAGCGUCCCUCUGUCAAUCUCGAACGACUCUGCUUCGAAUUAGAGGCGCAUCUUCCAGAUUUCCGAAAGCUCCUCGACAAAACACCGAAGAACAAUGCCAGUCGUCAGACUGUCCUCACAGGGAAGAUCAGCUCUGAAGGCGACGAAUACGAAAUCAACUCGGACUUCCAACAAGGCGCCCUCCAACUCGCCGACGCUUUGAACAUCGAUGAAAUUGAAGCGGCAUUCAAAUUUUUAAAAGCUCAACAUGAUGGAUACUUGAUGGGCCGGUCCCCUCUGAUCGCUGCCCUAAUGAUAUUUCACGAACACCGCUCAAAUACCCUGAACUGCCUGCGUCUCAUUUUCAAACUAUCACUCGACUAUGAAAUUCCAACUCUCCAGCCUGUCAUGCAAACAACUCUGACACACAUACUUGGGGAUAUCAAUAACCCUUUACGGCAUGCAUCGGAAUUUGUUCGAAAAGCUUUGAAAUCCAUGAUUGACAUUGAGGAAUGGAUAAGUCUUCUCGGACAGCAGCUUCAAAAGGCCACCACACUUGAUCAGGAACUUGAUCGAGAUAUUAUGGAAGCUAUUGAAUACCAGCAAUCAUGCUUGAAUGAACAGCAUGAGUCUCUGGGAGCGAUCGUUUGCUACAUGUUCAAGGGAUCUUUCACGAGCAGCGAGGAUGUACGUUUCCUUGUUCAGCAAAUAAAGAAGGAAGAUCGCUUUGACGGGCUCCUGAUCCACUACAUUCCCGCCAUAAUAGCGGCUUUUUUCCAAUAUGGUUCUCCAGAUGGCCCAGGGGCCGUUGAGAGAGAAGCGCGAGAGCUAAACCAGUUCAUCACUGCAACCAAUGAUCCCCAAGGCUGGAAACUGCCACACUUCCACGCGGCUGUCACUGCUCUGUGGCUUUCAGUCUACAGCGGAUGGUACUUUGACGGUGCCCUGCCCUCAAGCGUCGAUCUCAAUAUCGAUGUGGAGAAGGAAUCAAAAGAGCGAACAAAGAUGUUCAGGUCUUCUCUUGAUGAUGGAGCGCUUGACUUCAUGUUGUCCAUCUGUGCGGCUGUCAACAAUAAAGAGUGGGCCGAUCCCGCUCGAAGUGAAUUUUUGGCCUUGCUGCUCAAGGAGAGUGUUGUCUCAUUGCCGCAAUCUGCUGCUUGCUCUGACUUCAUGAAGGAACUUUUGAUGGAAAACUUUGAGGUAUUUAUUGAAUCUUGUGUCGCAAACAUGCCCGACGCCGUCCGGCAUUUGAAGUCGGAAGAGGACUCUCAAAGACUGGACCAAAUCACUGCCCUCAGAGACGGUCUCACUUCUAGUCUUCAUCGAGGCUUAGUAGAGGUGCGAACUUACCUCGAGUCAUUCCUCAUGAUCAUCUCAUUUGCCUUCGAGUGCCGCGCCGAAGCAGCUCAAGAAUUCUGGGCUGACCCUGAAAGUAACCUCUAUGGCUUCCUUCAAUGGUCUUCUAAGCGACAGACUGUUCCUCGUGUUAGUGCUUUCUGUGAAAUGCUUUGCUCAAUUUCCGAAGGCCCCGAAAAUGCAGCUGCGGCACACCAAUUCCUUACGGAGGAAGACAAGUUCAUGUCUUCCAAAUUUAAGAGAUCCACCACUAUGAAUUGGUCUCAAAUGUUUGCUGAACUUCAACUUUAUGCGUCUCGAGUUACAGAGAAACCGAACUCAACUCCCUCGCAAGGCUACCUCGGAAUGUUCUUUUCACGGAAACCGGAGCCGGUGGAAAUGAACGAGCCUGAAAGCCCCGUUAUGCUCACAUGCUACUUACGGCUCAUGGGGCAUCUAUGCAGUCAGAGUGAGCUUGUUCGAGAUUGGAUGCUACAGAACCAGUCCUUCAAUGUAGUCAGUACAUUGUUGACUCUGUCCAGCGGUCCCAUUCCGUCACAUCUCCGAGCAACUGCCUUUACGACACUUGCAGCUCUGAUGACUAACAAGUCUUCUGCUGCUGGACAUCAAAUGUGGAUGGCAAUUGAUGAAUGGUUGUCCGGUGGGUCUAUGAGUGCAUCCGGCAAUGUUAAAGUGCCGCUGGUUUCCAACCUUCCUGUAUGGCAUCAGCAACAGGCCUUCAAAAAGAUUGGAGAGAGUUUUGACCAAACAAACGCGUUUGUUACUCUUAUCAAUGCACUCUUUGCUCCUCCCUCUGACCAGGUCGAUGAUGGCAUGUCGCUACCUUUCCCAGGAAAUCUAGGAGGAUCUUAUCGGAUGCCUGGGGUUGGUCCCUACAUCGACUUUAUCCUAGGCCAUGCCUUUUCAAGGAAAAUUCAGGAUCUCAACGACCACCAGUCCCGUCUUUUGACCUACAACUGCCUCGGCUUUGUGGUUACAAGCUUGAAGUCAUUUAAGGAAAAUCUGGUCUUGGCUUUGAGCGAGCCAUCUGGGACUGAUCACACGGUGGUUGCUUCGUUGAUAUCCUCGUAUGUUAUUGCCCAUCCCUUUGCUCGCGUGGUUGAGUGGCUGUUCAAUGAGGAUGUUCUCAAGUCAUUGUUUGCGGCCUCUCGACAAGACACGGCAGAGGUUUGUGUGGCAUUACCUGAUUCUGUCAUUGUCCUGACUUUGCUCCGGAGCCUGGAGGUAAUGGUCCUUCUUCUAGAUCUUCAAUCGACAUACUUAAAUGUCGUCAAACCGAUCGUCACCUCCCAGGUUGCGCCUCACAGAACAAAUGUGGCAAAUUCUUCACUUGCCUCAUUUGAAGACAGUGUACUGAGCAAUCUUUCCCUCAUACCAUUGCUCUGUCUCUAUUGUAGUGCAGGACAUCUCGAUCUUGCGAUCGAGUCCAUGAAUUUGCUGGAAAGGCUUACCAGCUCUCGCAAACUCAACAAAAUGUCAUCCUUGGAAUCCGCUCAAUGGCGGUCCUCGAACAAGAUUGUUGAGGUGCUUGCAUCCGAACUUGAUGUGGAUAGUGUAUCGAAACCUUUGGUGCUCCAUAUGACUCCUGACAUCAGAGAAUUCGAUUAUGGCCCCGAGGCACCCAGCUACGUCAUUCGAGAACACAUUCUUACCCUUCUGAGGCGAUGUCUAGGAACAAUCACAGAUCGUCCUACGGUAGCUCAUCUUCUCCUUGGCUUCAAGUGUGUGGGACCGAACCUUGAAACCUCUAGCGAAGGAAUAUUUGCGGAAAAGAGUUCUCUUCUGCAUGCAAUUGUGGAAUUUUUGAAAGAAUAUCCCGAGCAUCUUGAUGGUCCCAUCGUGUCGUGGGUUGUGAUUCUUAAACGCCUGGCUUUUGAAGUGAUGAAGCAUUUAUGGUCAUCAAAGCUGGCAGGCUUCGAAACAUUGAGUGAAAUGCGAUCUAUGAAUCUACUUCAGGUUAUGUUUGCUAAACAGCCCAUUAUUGAUGCGCAUACAAUCUGGAGUGGCUUCACUGCCGACAUGGAUGAAUUUUGGCUUGCGGACGGUGCUGUCUCUAUGACAGAAUUCCUGCAAUACCGCAGCUUUUUGUUCGAAUAUGCAGCCGCAGAAAUUCGUGCGACGGCUAAGAUGGGAUCACAGACUCUACAUUCCCAAACAAUGGCGGUCUUGCUUGGAAACACUGUUUUGGAGAACGGUCAGCCCAUUCAAAGUCGAUCUGUGUUUGAUCUAUUCGACUUCGCGGAUCUCGGCGUUUUGCGGAAUUUCGAGAAGCCUAUGCUGUCUUUGCUUGACGACAUAUCUGUUCAAGUGAAGUAUAACCCCAAGGACGGUAGGACGGAAGAAUACAACCUGGAUGAGUUCCAAGCACUGGUCCGAAUGCGAGACGCAGAUUUGUCCGCCGCUGAGCAACAACGAUUCAGAGGGGAAGCAUGCAUUCUCGAGCAAUUCAUCAAUGCGACGAAUCAUCGUCAUCGGAUCCGAAAAUGUCAUUAUGCAGCUUUCAAGUCUUGGACAGAGCUCAUUUCUACUAUGAUUGCUUGUGCCGACGAUGACGGAGUCUCCCCAGCUUUCAUUCAGCACUGUCUCCAGUUGAUACUUCCUCAGCUUGAGGCUGCCACUGAUGACGAUCUUCCUUGGGCUCUAGAACUGGCAAAAUUGGCAGAAACUUUGAUUUCUGGCAGUGGAGAUGCCAUCAAUGAGAAACUCUACCAUCUUUUCCAAAUCUGCAUCCAAGGCAUCAAUCUGGCACCAGGGGAUGUCCUUUUAAGAGAGACAUACUACAUGAUCUGUUCUCACUACGUCACACGCAUCACAACAUCUGAUACCAAUAAAAGCCUGCGACGUGAGAGCCAACAAGCCAUUACAAAAUGCUGCCCCACCCUUGUUGAGACAAUCUGCGAUGAUGCCUUGAAUGGCCAGGACUCGUGCCGUUCGUCUGCUCUCUUGCUCUUAAACGGCUUGGCCGUUCUAGAUAGCCAGACUGAUUGUGUUUUGGCAAAGCACAUCUCAGAGGCGAACUGUCUAAGUCUCUUCUUAGACUCUUUGAGAUCUCUUCCCAUUGAGCUCCGCCAAGCCCAGGAAACUGAUACUCCUGCACUCAUAGCUUACUACGAAUCACUACUUUCGCUACUACAGCGGCUUGCUCAGACCAAGAAAGGAGCCACAUAUGUCCUUGAUGCGGGACUCUUCCAAACGGUUCGUGAUUCGCAGCUUUUCGCAGCUGAUCCAGACAUUGGCAUUGAUAUCGAUAAUCCCGAUGCCCUUCAAAAGUAUUACGACCUUCUUUUGUCCUUGAUGCGCGUCAUUGUGUCUGCUGUCUGUUCUCGUGGAAUACAAAACCACCAAAUCAUACAACAGGCUCAUAGAUUCCUGGCUGAGAACCGAGCUUGCAUGGUGGGCAUUUUCAAACGGUCUGCCAAAAUUGGCAUCACUUCCAAUGAACAUCAACACACUUUACGGGAUCUGAACAAAACUUUCAUGGCUUUGGUUUCUGGCACUGGCUUCACUGAGGCUGAGGAGCAAGAAAUUCAACAGACUACACGUCCUGCUAUGUUCUCGUGA